Trichomycterus rosablanca is the source of this 2055-nucleotide messenger RNA. Its product is annotated as zinc finger protein 345-like. Gene Ontology annotation, molecular function: chromatin insulator sequence binding. Gene Ontology annotation, cellular component: chromosome. NCBI's taxonomy places the organism in Eukaryota, Metazoa, Chordata, Actinopteri, Siluriformes, Trichomycteridae. The record is from RefSeq and is a predicted model, not a curated record. Gene Ontology annotation, biological process: regulation of transcription by RNA polymerase II. The coding region runs from base 1 to 2055 and encodes 684 amino acids. The transcript has 6 exons.
AUGACUGGGGUGUACUUUGGGGAGCAGGAACAAAGACUGGUGAUCAGACUGACCCAGCGCAUUCACACUGGAGAGAAACCGUAUCAGUGCUCACAGUGUGGAAAGAGUUUUAAUACAAAGAGUGAGCUUAAAAUACACCAGCGCAUUCACAGUGGAGAGAAACCAUAUCAGUGCUCACAGUGUGGAAAGAGUUUUAAUGGACAGAGUUAUCUGAAAAGACACCAGCGCAUUCACACUGGAGUGACACUGUAUCAGUGCUCACAGUGUGGAAAGAGUUUUAAUACAAAGAGUGAGCUUAAAAUACACCAGCGCAUUCACACUGGAGUGAAACUGUAUCAGUGCUCACAGUGUGGAAAGAGUUUUAAUGGACAGAGUGAUCUGAAAAAACACCAGCGCAUUCACACUGGAGAGAAACCGUAUCAGUGCUCACAGUGUGGAAAGAGUUUUAAUCAACAGAGUAAUCUUCAAAAACACCAGCGCAUUCACACUGGAGUGAAACCGUAUCAGUGCUCACAGUGUGGAAAGAGUUUUAAUCAACAGAGUAAUCUUCAAAAACACCAGCGCAUUCACACUGGAGUGAAACCGUAUCAGUGCUCACAGUGUGGAAAGAGUUUUAAUGGACAGAGUGAUCUGAAAAAACACCAGCGCAUUCACACUGGAGAGAAACCGUAUCAAUGCUCACAGUGUGGAAAGAGUUUUAAUAUACAGAGUAAUCUCAAAAAACACCAGCGCAUUCACACUGGAGAGAAACCGUAUCAGUGCUCACAGUGUGGGAAGAGUUUUAAUCAACAGAAUGCUUUCAAAAGACACCAGCACAUUCACACUGGAGAGAAACCGUAUCAGUGCUCACAGUGUGGGAAGAGUUUUAAUGUAAUGAGUGAGCUUAAAAUACACCAGCGCAUUCACAGUGGAGAAAAACCGUAUCAGUGCUCACUGUGUGGGAAGAGUUUUAAUAUAAUGAGUGAGCUUAAGAUACACCAGCACAUUCACAGUGGGGAGAAACCGUAUCAGUGCUUACAGUGUGGAAAGAGUUUUUAUACACAGAGCAAACUUAUCAUUCACCAGCGCAUUCACACUGGAGAGAAACCGUAUCAGUGCUCACAGUGUGUGAAGAGUUUUAAUCAACAGAGUCAUCUGAAAUCACACCAGCGCAUUCACACUGGAGAGAAACCAUAUCAGUGCUCACAGUGUGGGAAGAGUUUUAAUCAACAGAGUGCUCUCAAAACACACAAGCGCAUUCACACUGGAGAGAAACAGUAUCAGUGCUCACAGUGUGGAAAGAGUUUUAAUAUACAGAGUAGUCUCAAAAAACACCAGCGCAUUCACACUGGAGAGAAAUCGUAUCAGUGCUCACAGUGUGGACAGAGUUUUAAUCAACAGAGUGCUCUCAAAACACACCAGCGCAUUCACACUGGAGAGAAACAGUAUCAGUGCUCACAGUGUGGAAAGAGUUUUAAUAUACAGAGUAGUCUCAAAAAACACCAGCGCAUUCACAUUUUACAGAGUGGGUCUGAUGAAGACAUUAAAAAUCUUAUCCGGUGGAGAGUGGCCAACCAGGCCCUCUUCACUGGAAAACGGAAUGCAGCGGUUCGAGGGUUUGAAGGCUUUGUGUUGGAGAACCAAAUGCAGGGGAAGGUGACUCCCACUUAUGUAGAGAAAAAGUGGGAGAACCUCAAACAAAAAUACAAAGAACUUAAGUGUCCACCUCCUGGGGUAAGUACAGAGGGUGGUGAAGCAACAGCAGCAUCCUGGAAAUGCUAUGCGGAUAUGGAUGAGGCAAUAGGUGGGAGACCAUCAAUUAGCCCACCGACCCUUAUUUCCUCAUCUGGCCAGGAUGCUGCUGAAGCUUCACCAUCCUCGAGAAGCAUGGAAACCCCAGCCAAAAAGAGACGAGGGGAGAAAGAUUUAGUUGCGUAUCUGAGGGAGAUGGAAGAAAGGGAAAAUGAGAGGGAGAGAAGAUGGAGAGAGGCUGAGGAGAGGGAGGAAAGAAGAGAAAGGGAAAGAAUAGAACAAGAGGAGAAGAGAGAGCAAGAGUGUGCUGUGCUGUGGUGCUGA